This is a messenger RNA of Dovyalis caffra, 561 nucleotides long. The record is from the annotation of a GenBank genome assembly. NCBI's taxonomy places the organism in Eukaryota, Viridiplantae, Streptophyta, Magnoliopsida, Malpighiales, Salicaceae.
AUGAGGCGGCUAGCAUCCCUAGAAAUUCAGAUCCACGGAACUAAUGGAAUAUAUGUUAACAUGAACACUGAAGAUGAUUAUCAAUCUUAUACUAGGCAUGAGAUCCAGUUGAAGUCAGGUAUUGCCAUAGAAGAUACUAAUUUGGUUGAUAGGAAUAUGAUCCAGACAUUCUCUUUAAGGGGAAAAAAUGGAGACACAACAACUGAAUCAGUACCUGUAUCCUCUGGUAUGCAUGAUAUCGUAGCUAGUAUUCCACAAACAUUGCAUGCUAUUGUGCACCCUAAUAACAAAAGCUCUCAUCCUACCUCUACACAAACAAGUACUACUGGAGAUAGGAAUGUUUUGGUAAUUGCUCAUGUAAUGUCUUUGCAUGCUAUUGUAGCUACUACACUAGAAGACUUCCAAGAUUAUGGACAAAUUGGAGAUACAACGAUUGCAUUGGUGCACCCUUCACAUGGAAUGCAUGGUACUAUAGCCAAUAUAACACAAGUAAAGCAAGUUAUUGUACUCGAACAUGCCAACAACUUGCAUACUACUGCUAAGCAAACAGAUGAUAACUAG